Molecule: messenger RNA, 2184 nt
Organism: Peronospora belbahrii
Lineage: Eukaryota; Oomycota; Peronosporomycetes; Peronosporales; Peronosporaceae
Source: the annotation of a GenBank genome assembly
AUGACCCAAUUGAGUCGAUCAUCAGGUCAAAAACAAAGUUCAAAGAGAAAAGAAGACACCGUCGAGACACACCUUUGUUCCUUUAUUUCCUACCUCCUUCAGUACCCGCCACUUAUUCUCUUGUUUCUUCUUUUACCUUUUACCUCUUCUAGUUUGUGUCCAUUUGAUCUCCUUACCUACUUGUUUUUAUCAUUGCUGAUGACGUCUGAUGGCUCUGGAGUAAAACGCCAAUUUGAUCAUGGAAAUGACUUUGAUCCUUCCAAGCGACAACGCAGUUCACAACCAGCAUCGCGGGUUGUAUUUAUCUGCGGACUACCUCCUGAUUGUUUGGAAAGCGAGUUGCUAGCACUUUGUUGUCCAUUUGCUGUGGUUGAAAAAUGUCUGAUGAUCCCGCAGAAACGCCAAGCAUUUGUCCAAUUACCCGAUGUCACGUCAGCCGCUAAUCUCGUCACUUUUUAUCAGACACGCGAUGCGCUAAUCCGUGACAAGAGAAUCUUCUUUGACUUUAGUAAUCGUGAUGAACUUAAAGGACGGCACGAGGUCGAUGCACCUUGUUACCAGCAACAGCAACAAGUUGGACAACAGAUGCCACCACUAGGCACUCCGUAUCAACAGUCUUCACCUAUGCAGUAUGCGCCACUACAAGACCUGCCUCCAUUUGGUGCAGACGGUAAUCAUCGUGGAAUGACCGGCCACGAUGGUCCUCGUCGUGGUGUUGGACCACCGAACCAAAUCCUAAUGGCAUCGGUAUCCAAGAUUGAAUACGAUGUUACGGUGGACGUCCUGCAACAGGUGUUUCAAAAGUUUGGCAAUGUUGAGAAAAUUGUCACGUUUUGGAAAGACAACGAGUUCAAGGCGCUUAUACAAAUGGAGUCAGUGGAGCAAGCACAAGCCGCACAAUCAGCGCUGGAUGGACGAGACAUUUACACAGGCUGCAACCAGCUAAGUAUUGUCUUUUCACGCCAUCCAGAACUUCGAGUGCGCUAUAAUGACGACAGAUCGCGAGAUUAUACGAAUCCUAAUCUUCCCCCAGGCCCUGGUCGUGAUGGAGGUGCUCAUAGCGAAAACGAAAUGCUGACCCCAGCUCCUUCAGAUCGACGAGAUGCACCUCGAGAUAGUGGAUACGACAAUCGAUCUCCACGUCACGAUGGUUUUCCUCUUCGCGAGCCUCCUCAUGCCCUUGACAAUGGACGAGAUGAUCAAUACGCUCCACUUUCGUACAAUGGUCGCGGACCACCACCGCGGUUUGACGAACGACCGUCGAAUGUAGACAGACCUCGUGAAGGUCGCAGCGGGCGCGAGUUGCCUGCACAUUCGACGGGGCGAGCCAUUCGAGGAGAUACCCGUCCAUCACCUGCCUUGAUUUGCAGCAAUAUCGAUUCCAGAUUGAUAGCAAGUAGCCCGCACUGCCUCUUUACGCUAUUUGGCUGCUUUGGUGACGUCCUUCGUAUUAAGAUCAUGUUUCGCAAGCGGGAUACAGCGCUGAUCCAAUUCGUUGAUGAUGUCCAUUCAACUUCGGCUUUGGAUCACUUGGAUGGUGUCUACGUUUUCGGCAAAAAGCUACGUGUGGAUUACUCAAAGCACACGAGUGUGUCAAUGCCCCAUGCAGAUGCCGAUCGUUUUGAGAUUGAGAAUACGCUCGACUUUUCGGGGUCACCACUUCAUCGCUAUCGACGACGCAGCCCGCAAGAGGCUGUUUCUCCCUGCCCUCUUUUGCAUAUAUCAGGCAUUCCGAUGGAACUGCAGCACAACCAGAAUGCACUUGUGGGUCUGUUCACGCAGUACGGCUUUGUUAAGAAUUUCCACUACUUGCAGAGUAACCCGAAAAUGGCACUGAUUGAAAUGGGUUCCAUGGAUGAGGCGAUCAUGGCACUUUUGCAAAUUGACAACAUGGCAUACCCGGACUCGCACAUGCGCAUAUCCUUUUCCAAAGCCUACCAAUUUUCUGCUGGAAACGGUGACGGUGGCCAUGCUCCAGGUCUUAUGUCAGGCCCUGGUGCUGAUUCAGGCGGCUGGAAUCCGCCGAUGCAGUCGCACCCAAGAGAUCAAAGCCGCGAUCGCAACCGUAAUCGCGAAAGAGGCCCACCUCCAGGGGGAGAUCGAGGCCGGUCGUUUCGAGACCGAGGUCGCGGGCGUGACUUCCAACCGCGUGAUAACAAUCGCCGUCCUCCACCGCGGUAUUGA